Rotaria sordida is the source of this 399-nucleotide messenger RNA. Lineage: Eukaryota; Metazoa; Rotifera; Eurotatoria; Philodinida; Philodinidae. The record is from the annotation of a GenBank genome assembly.
AUGUUCCAUUUAAUAAUGCAUUUCGAAAAAAAAAUUGACAAUUCAUCCAAUGAAACACCAACAAAUGAUGAAUUAAGUAAAUGGAAACCAUCAAUUAAUAAAUCUCGUCUUCCAACAACAAAUAAAAUCACAACACAGAUUGAUGUUAAUGUUAAAACAUCAAAUGAAAAUAUUAAUGAUGAAGAACAUUGCAAUAUUGGUGAAUAUGCAAGACGUUUACGUCAGUUGAUUGAUUCUGGUGAUGAAAAUAUUCAUCAACGUCUUUUUAUUGAUUUAAAUCCUGAACGAAGAUGUGCUCGUCUUAAAUUUGAUGAUACUAUUUUUAAAGCUACUCUCUAUGACUUACCAUCUAUAAUAGAAACAUAUAAAACAUUUUAUCGAAAAUUUUAUAUAAAAUAG